Molecule: messenger RNA, 1613 nt
Organism: Sphaeroforma arctica JP610
Lineage: Eukaryota; Ichthyosporea; Ichthyophonida
Exons: 9
Coding region: 1-1470 (489 amino acids)
Molecular function (GO): protein binding
Source: RefSeq, a predicted model, not a curated record
AUGUGGGUGCUUCGUUUGCGUCUGAUUGACUACCGCAGAUACACCGCCCUGAGUACUACCUAUACCUACACGUUUUAUUUGUACGCAGAGGUGUGCAACAUUUACCUGCACGUCUUGCUUGUACGCAGAUGUGUCUUUCUUACCAUAACACACCCGUGCAUAUCUCAUCAAGCCAUCCUGCCCAACCUUCUCACCCUCCCACAACGCAGCAUUCUCAACUACAAGAAAGCUUUAGAAACGUACUACACAACACGCACCGAAUUGGCUGAGGCGGAGAAGGGCCUGGCACUGCUGGUGGCGUGUGGCGUUGAGGCCAACUCACGCGACCCCCAAUCACUACAACGGAGCCUGGCCUCGCUGAAUCAAGAGCGCGCGAAGCACAUGCAAGCUGUGUUGGAUAUCAAUGCAGACUGUAGAGACGUCGUCGCAUUGGUUGGUGACAGGAUAACGGCACUCUCGGAGGUGUUUCUGAAGACUAAGCCGACCACUGACAAGUUGUGUACCACGCUUACGGCCCUAGUUACCGUUGCUAAGGACAUAGCGGAAGAUGACCAUGCUGCAACCAUUGCAUGGUACGCGGAGAGUGUUCUUUCCGACUGUGAUCGCUUGAGCAAUGAUCUUCUUCUGAUUGCGAACAAUGUCGAAGCCAAUAACACGCCACCCAACGUGCAACGGUGCCGAGAUAUCAUCAGAAACCACGCUCACACAGCAGGCAUCAAUGUUACAGAUGAGGUUCUACUGCGUGUGGGUGAGGGUCUGCUGCCUACAGGCGAGUGGUGUGGGGAGGACCUUUCCUUCGCACUACCCGCCCCCUCCGACGCCGACGUGUCAAAAGGCUCAUCGCCUGACACCGACACCACUUUGACACCGAUGGCUGACACAUUGCUGGUGUGUGUGCUGGGGUUCCAGAAAGUGUCGGAAGGGCUAUGGACUAAGAUCUACGCUUUAGCCCACGCACCCGCGCAGUCCGACAGUGCAGUGAGUCGUCUGGAGGCGAGCGAUGCAGACGUCACCAUAGACUCAGAGGACACGCAGGUGGCACCAGGCGAUGCAAAUGCAAGUCAUGCAAGUGGUGAUGGUGAGUCAGAUGACGGUGUGGCGGAGUUACACGACAUCAACGCCAAACAAUCACUGGCGGCGCCAACGGUCACUGCGUUGGGUCAUGCGGCAGCGUACGUCAGCAGUGUGUGCGAAGAGCUGUACACAGCCCACUCAGGCACACACAGCACACCCGCCACACACUGUAGGUCAUGCGCAGACUCUGCGGACGACGAUCGAGCUAUCUGGCAGCGCAAUGAGCACGCCGAGAAGGCUGUGAUCCGUGUGCACGAGAAACUGUGCGGCCAUGUGCAGGUGGGCGAUAGCACAGCCGUUCUGAGUGUACGACAACAGACACGCGACAUGUUAGCUGCAGCACAGUCACCGCACAACCUUAGCUCAAUGUUUGAGGGCUGGAUGCCCUGGGUGUGAGAUGGCAACGGGAGAUGGCAACGAACUAUUGACGACGAAUGGAGAGCCAGACACGGGACGAGAAUAAAGUUAACUACUUAUAACAACGCGAGAAUAAAGUUAACUACUUGCAACAACGCGAAUAAAGUUAACUACUUAUAACA